CCACGGAUCCGCCGACUACGAGGUGGUGGAGAGAAGGCCAGAUUACGACAGACAUCUCGUGGAAAGAUGCUCCCCAGAGACCGUAUCAACACAUUGCUAGACUCUGGGUCUCCAUUCCUGGAACUGUCGCAGUUGGCCGGCUAUGAACUGUAUGGCAAUGAAGAGGUCCCAGCUGGUGGCAUCAUCUGUGGCAUAGGACGUGUCUCUGGUGUCGAGUGCAUGAUUGUUGCCAAUGACCCCACAGUGAAAGGCGGCUCGUAUUACCCCAUUACAGUGAAGAAACAUGUCCGAGCACAAGAGAUAGCACAACAGAAUCGCCUGCCCUGCAUAUACCUAGUGGAUUCCGGUGGUGCCAACCUCCCUCGUCAGGCCAAUGUGUUUCCAGACCGAGACCAUUUCGGGCGGAUCUUCUUCAACCAAGCCAACAUGUCUUCACUAGGAAUUCCACAGAUUGCCAUAGUCCUGGGAAGCUGUACGGCUGGGGGUGCCUACGUCCCCGCCAUGGCUGAUGAGAGCGUCAUUGUGCGUAAACAGGGCACAAUAUUUUUGGCUGGCCCACCCUUGGUGAAAGCGGCCACGGGAGAGGAAGUCUCCGCAGAAAACCUGGGUGGAGCAGAUUUGCAUUGUGGAAAGUCUGGUGUGACUGACCACUAUGCCCAAGAUGAUGGCCAUGCCCUACACAUUGCUCGCCGGAUUGUCUCCAACUUGAAUUACGUGAAGAAGCCUAAUGUGACCAUCACUGAGGUAGAGGAGCCUGUCCAUCCGGCUGACGAACUCUACGGACUUGUGGGUAGUAAUUUGAAGAAGAGUUUUGAUGUCAGAGAGGUGAUUGCCAGAACAGUGGAUGGAAGUAGGUUCGAUGAGUUCAAGUCCAUGUAUGGUGAUUCCAUUGUCACUGGUUUUGCACGUAUCUGGGGUUAUCCAGUUGGAAUCCUUGGAAAUAAUGGAGUCCUUUUUUCAGAAUCAGCCCUAAAGGCAACACAUUUCAUUGAGCUCUGCUGCCAGAGAGGUAUCCCACUCUUGUUCUUACAGAAUAUCACAGGUUUCAUGGUCGGCCGUGAAGCAGAGAUUGGAGGAAUUGCCAAAAACGGUGCCAAGAUGGUAACAGCAGUCGCCUGUGCCAAAGUACCCAAAAUUACUGUUAUAAUUGGCGGCAGUUAUGGCGCAGGAAAUUAUGGAAUGUGUGGACGAGCUUACAGCCCUCGUUUCCUCUACAUGUGGCCCAACGCCCGCAUCUCGGUGAUGGGAGGAGAACAAGCCGCCAACGUCCUGGCACAGAUUACAAGAGAACAGAAGAAGCGGGAGGGCAAAGAGUGGUCAACAGAAGAAGAAGAGGCCCUGAAAGCACCUGUGAUUCAAAAAUAUGAAGCUGAGGGCAGCCCUUACUUUUCCAGCGCAAGACUCUGGGACGAUGGUGUGAUAGAUCCAGUGGACACUCGAACCGUAAUUGGUCUCAGCCUAAGUGCAGCUCUCAACUCUCCAGUCAUGCCAACCAACUUCGGAAUCUUCCGGAUGUAAAUUUUAUAUUUCAGGAAAAAAAAAUGAAGAAACAAAACCUACAAAAAAUUUUAAAAAAGGAAGAGACACAAAUGAGUGUAUGUUUGUGUGUAUGUGUAUAUAUAGAUAUGUGUGUGUGUGUUGAUGCAGUA
This is a messenger RNA of Octopus bimaculoides (California two-spot octopus), 1649 nucleotides long. RefSeq names its product methylcrotonoyl-CoA carboxylase beta chain, mitochondrial. Gene Ontology annotation, cellular component: mitochondrion; methylcrotonoyl-CoA carboxylase complex. Gene Ontology annotation, molecular function: methylcrotonoyl-CoA carboxylase activity. Lineage: Eukaryota; Metazoa; Mollusca; Cephalopoda; Octopoda; Octopodidae. Gene Ontology annotation, biological process: L-leucine catabolic process. The record is from RefSeq and is a predicted model, not a curated record.